Molecule: messenger RNA, 1122 nt
Organism: Dendrobium catenatum
Lineage: Eukaryota; Viridiplantae; Streptophyta; Magnoliopsida; Asparagales; Orchidaceae
Product: WAT1-related protein At4g30420-like
Exons: 7
Coding region: 1-1122 (373 amino acids)
Cellular component (GO): plasma membrane
Molecular function (GO): transmembrane transporter activity
Source: RefSeq, a predicted model, not a curated record
AUGUUCAAGCAAUGGCUUACAAAGAACAUGCCUGUGUUUGCUAUGAUAAGCUUGCAGUUCAUAUAUGCAAGCAUGGCCCUUGCAACCAAAGCUACCUUGGACGAGGGAUUCAGCCCUGUAAUCUUUCUUGUUUACAGGCAAAUAGUUGCCUCUAUUAUUCUCACACCAGCAUCCAUCAUAAAUAUGAGUAGGAAACCAACUGAAAAGACUAUGGGAAUGAAGGGUUUCUUUCUGGUGUUCUUGGCUGCUCUUGUUGGAGUGGCAAUGAGUGCGAACUUCUAUUUCAAAGGAUUGCAGUUGGCUUCUGCAUCUGUUGCUACUGCUAUAUCCAACAUAGUACCUGCUGUAACAUUUGUCAUAGCAGCUGCAGUUGGAUUGGAGAAGGUGAGACUUGGGAACAUUAGAAGCAUGGCUAAAGUUCUUGGAACAAUUAUAUGCCUCUGUGGAGCUGUUGUCAUGAUAUUAUCGAAGAGCCAAAAUCUUAUGAACAGUGAGAUCAGAAAGAUUAUCGUAAGUUCAUUAUUACAAUUAGCAGCAGGAGACAAAUGGCUUCUGGGCGUCUUCUUUCUUAUAGCAUGCUACACUUGCUGGUCUGCUUGGCUUAUUAUACAGGUGCCAAUAUGUAGAAACCAUCUGGAUCCACUCUCAUUAUCUGCUUGGAUGUCUGUAAUAUCUGUUUGGCUAACAGCUAUUUUAGCUCUACUCGUAGAACCAGGCUGGAGGGUCUGGAGACCUGUGUCAGGCUUGUCUCUUCUGUUUUGCAUUUAUACUGGAUUCUGCUGUGCUGUUAGCUACUUUGUCCAGUCCUGGUGCAUAGCAAUCAGAGGGCCACUAUUUUCUGCUAUGUUUAACCCUCUCUGCACUGUGAUUACUACAAUUGCUGCUUCCUUCUUGCUUCAUGAAGAACUCUAUAUAGGAAGCUUGGGGGGUGCAGCAGCCAUUGUAGCAGGUUUGUAUGUUGUGCUUUGGGGGAAAGCUAAUGACAUAAAUGAUGGUAAGAAACAGCAUGGAGCUGAUGAUAAUGACAGAAUGAUUAGAAAUUCUGAGAAGAAUGAUCACGAGAAGAUAUCUGAAAAUAACCUCGAAGAAGCCUUACUUAGUUCUUUAAAUGAACACUGUUAA